AUGGCGACGCCUUCCUCCAUGGCCUCGUCCAGCUCGCGGGACAUGGUCCAGCGCAUCCAUCGCGUGACGAGAGAGAACCGCCACCUCUGGUACCAGUUGACGGUUCUGCAGCAGCCGGAGCGAGCUCGUGCCUGUGGUUCGGGCAUGAAAGCGAACAGCGACCGACGACCUGUUGACCCGCCGCCUGUUGUCGAGCUCCGUAUCAUUGAGGGACCUUCCGUCGAAGAGGGCAAGGACAUUACUUUUGAUUACAACGCCAACUUCUUUCUGUAUGCCAGCCUUGAGCAGGCUCGCACGAUUGCUCACGGCCGCGUCCAAAAUGGCGCCACCAACAAUCCCCCCAUCCUGACUGGUGUUCCUGCAUCUGGCAUGGCCUACCUCGACCGACCAACCGAGGCUGGAUACUUCAUCUUCCCCGACCUGUCCGUCCGACACGAAGGCUACUUCCGCCUGUCCUUUAGCUUGUAUGAAACGACCAAGGAGCCCAAGGAUUUCGACCUGGAGCCGGCCGAUUCCGACCUUCCCCCUGGAGUGGACUGGAGGAUGGAGAUCAAGACGCAGCCCUUCAACGUCUUCAGCGCCAAGAAGUUCCCCGGACUCAUGGAGAGCACUUCGCUCAGCAAGACGGUUGCCGACCAGGGCUGCCGAGUUCGAAUCCGUCGCGACGUUCGCAUGAGGAAGCGCGACGGCAAGGGCAGCGGCUUCGACCGACGCGAGGAGGAGUACUCUCGGCGCCGGACCGUGACGCCGGCUCCCGCCGAGGAUCCCAUUCUGCGGGCCAGAUCCGUCAGCAACGCGAGCGAGCACCGCGCGCCGUACAUGCCGCAGGAGCCGUCACGGCGACCAUCUGCUGCCGAGAGCUACCAUGCUCCCUCGCUACCCCCUCCUCCGCCCCCGUCCUACGACGCACCUCCGCCCGCCGCUCGCCCCGGACAUCUGGGCUUUGGCGGAGACCACAACAUGCCGCAGUACGGCGCACCCGCUCCUCGGCCAUACGGCCACCCGCAGAGCGCACCGAUCCCCCCUGCGACACCCACUGGGCCAUAUCCGACAUCGUCGUCUGCGGGGCCGUCCCCGUAUGCUAAGCAGGAUCAGCAGCAGUACAAUUAUAGCGCCCGCCCUCCGGCGCCCAGUGCUUCCCCAGCGCCGCCGAUGAAGCACGCCAUAUACGACAACCGGCCUUCCGAGCCAUAUGUGCCUCAGUCAUCUCCUGUAUAUGCAUCGAGCGAGAGGCGGCCUUCCUAUGCCAGCUACUCUGCUCCUGCGCCCUAUUCUGCGCCCGCUCCUCCGACGCACUAUUCGGCUCCCCCUCCAGCGCCAUACUCGGCUCCGGCGCCUCCGCCUCCCAGGCCGCAGAUGUCUCAGUCGUCUCUGGCGCCGCUCAAGAUUGCGUCCCUGGUGUCUCCCUUGCCGCCCAUUGAGGCCCAGACCGAGCCUCUCCCUCCGCCUCCCAUGUUGUCGACUGGUGGUAAGAGGAAACACGACCACGUCUUUUCUCAAAACCACAAGCCGCUGUACAACGGCCAGCGCCAGCUUGACGCGCACUAUGGUCACGGAUACCGCGGGCUCACCCCCGAGCCGGACCAGGGCUUGUACUCGCGUGCAGACGGUCAGAUCGGCGUUGUCACCUUCAACCAAUACCAGGUCUAA
Molecule: messenger RNA, 1650 nt
Organism: Trichoderma citrinoviride
Lineage: Eukaryota; Fungi; Ascomycota; Sordariomycetes; Hypocreales; Hypocreaceae
Exons: 2
Coding region: 1-1650 (549 amino acids)
Source: RefSeq, a predicted model, not a curated record